Pseudomyrmex gracilis is the source of this 2615-nucleotide messenger RNA. It is a transcript of the gene Enoph, whose product is annotated as enolase-phosphatase E1. The transcript is spliced from 6 exons. Bases 205 to 2388 code for a protein of 727 amino acids. The record is from RefSeq and is a predicted model, not a curated record. Gene Ontology annotation, molecular function: acireductone synthase activity; magnesium ion binding. NCBI's taxonomy places the organism in Eukaryota, Metazoa, Arthropoda, Insecta, Hymenoptera, Formicidae.
AGGGGGAUCCGCACUCGCGCACUCACACACCGUCGGUACACAUUGGCGCACAGCCAACAGCGAAUUCGUUCGCCGGCUCUGAACAAGAACGCGUCGUCGCCGACAUACACAGCGUGAGCGCCAACCUAAAUCGAGAGGGAAUACCAUACAUAUAGAUAACGCACGGCUAUUAAUCCUACGGUCGUGGGCGAGUCGUUGGUGAAAAUGGCCGGGGAAAAGCGCAGCCAGGAUAAGGACGAGGUCUUACACGCGACGGCGGUCCUUGUCGACAUCGAGGGUACCACCACGAGCAUCAGCUUCGUGAAGGACGUCCUCUUCCCUUAUGUACGGCAGAAUCUAAAAAACUACAUCGAGACAAAAUGGGAGGACGAGGAGUUCAAACAGGACUAUGAAAAAUUAAAGGAGCAGGCAAAAAAGGACAGUGAGGACAAAUUAGAUGGUUUUGUAGCUAUUGCUGGAGAUAAACCUGAAGAACAGAAAGAGUCACUUUUAAACAAUGUUUUAUGGCAAAUGGAUAAUGAUCGUAAAACAGGUGCAUUGAAGCAAUUACAAGGACAUAUGUGGCGUGAAGCAUACAACACAGGAGCAGUUAAGGCUCAUGUUUAUGAAGAUGUCCCUAAGGCUUUAGAAGCGUGGACAAAAGAUGCCAAAAAAAUAUAUGUCUAUUCAAGCGGUAGUGUUGAGGCGCAAAAGCUUCUUUUUGGACAUUCCGUACAUGGAGAUUUACUCAAGUAUUUUAGCGGUUAUUUUGACACAGAAGUUGGUGCCAAACAAGAAAGUGAUAGCUACAAAAAUAUUUUAAAAAAGAUUGGUGAACAACCUUCGAAUGUCGUUUUUCUAACCGAUGUUGUAAAGGAAGCGGCAGCUGCUAAGGAAGCGGGAUUAUUAGCGGUCGUAGUAGAACGCGAAGGUAAUGCCGCCCUAACUGACGAAGAAAAGGUCAAGUACACAACUAUCAAAUCCUUCUUGGAUUUGUCAUUUCAAUCGUCUUCGAAGCGAGCAAAAAUGGACAUAACAGAUGAAAAAAACGAUAAAACUACAGCUGACAGUAGUGAACCAAUGGAUACUUCUGAGGAUGUAGAAAUGUCUGAAGUCGCCGAUAAAAAGACUGAAAAAAUCGAUGGAAAGGAUGUAAAUGGAUCAGAAAAAACACAAUGUUCGAAAAACAAACCGUCAGAAAAUGCUUCAACUUCAUUGACAAAAGAUGAAGAGUCAGUAGCAGUUGAGAAAAAUCCAUCAAAUAUGGAACAGGAAACUUCACUUGCUGAAGCUAAAGAAGCUAAUGCCAAAUCCAAAGAUACAGACGGAGAAGUAGCUGCUUCUGAAAGUGCAGAAAAGAUUACUGAGAAUAAUAUUACAACGAAAGACAACGAUAAAGUCACAGAAAAGACUGAGGAAAACUUGAAUGCGGCCAAGACUGAGAUUCCUCCGACUACCGAUGAUGCUAUGGACGUGUCGUUGUCAGAGUCUACAUCGAAGUCUGAAAAUAUUCCCACGUCUUCCGAAAAAAAGACUGAAGAUUCUACAAACAUUGUAAAAGAUACACAAAAAAAUGAAGUCAUCGACAAAAUUCAAACAAAUGAAAAAAGUGAAAAUAACGAGAAGACAGAUGAUGCGAUUGAAGCGAAGGCACAAACUUGCGACAAAAUUGUAGCAGAUAAACCCGAAGAAUGUUUGGCAGCUGAAAAAGAAAAAGAAAAGGUAAAGGAAGAAUCAAAAGCCGAAGCAAAAGAAAGCGUGGAUGUUGUAGCAAAAAGUGAACAAGAAGAAGUAACAAAAAUGGAUACGACUACAGAUGUUAUCGAAAAUGGGAAACCUCUAGAAGCAACCGAAGAAGAAAAACCCACAGUGUCGCCAAAAGAAAUGGAAGCGACAACUAGCACAACAGAGUCAAAGAAAGAAACAACGACACCAACUGAAACGUCCGUAGAAAAGAGUUCGGAAACAACUGCGGAACCCGAGAAAGUCGAAGAAAAAACGCCCCAAGCAAUGGAAACGGAAGAAACAGCGGCGAGCAAUGUCGAGAAAAGCGAGAACGAAGCUGCGAAGCAAGAAAAAGGAAAAGAAGAAGAGACAGUGAAAGAGAAUGUGGUAGACAAGAAGGACACAAAUACAGUGGAUUCAGAAAAGCAAAAACUCAACGGAGCCGCGCAAAAUGGAGAUACGGAUGUGCCAGUGUUGGAUGACAAAUUGCACAGUAACGGACUGAACGAAGGGCAAUCGAAGGAAACGACGAGUGAAGACGCUGCGGCGCAAAACGGUGAGCCCGAGAGUUCGUCAGAAACUAGUGCGGAAACCAUAAAAGUUAAAAAGGUUGUCGAUUCCGCCGUGGUCGACGCUGCCGGAGAACCCGACGUUGUUCCUCCUGUAGUUGUAGCGACAUCUUAACUUUGUUCUUAUACAGUUUAAGGAAGUCCCUCAUGCAUAACCCCAAUCCACAAGUACUUAUUCGCAGGUAUAAACUGACAUAAAUUGAUUCCAUAUACUUUACGUAAAAAAAAAAAAAAAAAAAAAAUCGUACUACGUCGAAAAUGUAAGUCGCUACUUUUAAGAUGCAGUUCAUAAAACUACCGUUCGUUUCGGCGACUAUUAACGAAAGAUAAAAAAAAAAAAAA